Messenger RNA from Branchiostoma floridae (Florida lancelet), 825 nucleotides. RefSeq lists its product as uncharacterized. The transcript is spliced from 5 exons. The record is from RefSeq and is a predicted model, not a curated record. The coding region runs from base 95 to 502 and encodes 135 amino acids. Lineage: Eukaryota; Metazoa; Chordata; Leptocardii; Amphioxiformes; Branchiostomatidae. Gene Ontology annotation, molecular function: lipid binding.
UCAACUUUUGACCGGGUUCUUUUCCACAUCUCGUCCCACCGACACACCUUCGCCAGUUCCUCGGUCCACCUGUCGACACCCCCGGAAGAAAACCAUGAGUUUUAACGGUACCUGGAAGCCCCUCAAGACCGACAAGGAUGGGAUGAAAAAGUUCUACGAACUACUGGACGCACCCCCUGCCAUUUUGGAAGGCGUCGGUGACUUUAUGGAUAAGAUCUACUACAGCACUCAGGAUGACGGGGACUCCAUGACUACUACUAUACACGGUCUUCCAAAGGGAGACAAGGUCAAGACAUUGAAGCUGGGUGAAGAGGUGGAGGACCAAGGUCGUCUUGGAAAGAUGAAGGUCAAAGCGGUAAAGGAUGGGAACAAGGUGUGCUCCACUGAGACCUACGCCAACGGGAAGACAAGCAGCACUGUCCGUGAAGUCAACGGGGACGAGAUGACAGUCACCAUGACUACGGGUGACUUCACAGUAUCCCACGUGUACAAGCGGGAAUGAUGUCAACCGUCGGAGCGUUGUCUGGGUACUUCUUCAACUGGUGGCCUGCUUUCUUCGAAGCCAUCCUCCUCAGCUGCUUUUCGAGCGCUCUUCGUUAAGUAGGAGUAUAAAUUUGCUACGAAGGCCCACGACGACAAUAAACAGCGGUCGUGGUUGGUUUAGAAUCAGUGCAGCAUGCAGAAAUCAGAGGCUGGCAGUACCUGUCGUUCUGGUUUAAUUUUACUUACAAGGAAUCAUGUCUGACUCAAGAAAUACUUUGAAUGAAUGUGUCCUUUGUAUUUGUAAUGUCGUGUUUGACGCAAUAAAUUGCUGUUUUGCAAAGA